Ciona intestinalis (vase tunicate) is the source of this 1004-nucleotide messenger RNA. Lineage: Eukaryota; Metazoa; Chordata; Ascidiacea; Phlebobranchia; Cionidae. The record is from RefSeq and is a predicted model, not a curated record.
UUAUUCUGUUUGUUGUUUAGUGCAUGUAGCGAAAUUUUGCUGCUGCUUCAAUUAAAGCUUGGUAGUUGUAACUUCUGUGUAUAUCAUGGCAGUGUAUUAGGUUUAUACAGUAAGUCCCGGUGCAUCUGUUGCUAGUUUCAUUUUAAAAGCAAGCAUGAAGGUUAUUAUGACUGGGAUGUCGAAGACCGGGACGAAAACCAUGUGUUCUGCCUUGCGGAUUUUAGGCUACAAAGUCUACGAUUUCGAAGAGCAGUUUUGGUAUCUCGGUCCAGAGUUCCUAAAAGCGGUAAACGAAGGUUGUACGACCGAGGAAAUUCGUGAAAUGCUGCAAGACGUGGACGCUGUCACUGACAUGCCCGCUUGCAUUUUGUGGGAAGAAAUACUGAGAGCUUUUCCAGAUGCUAAGCUGAUACACAUGGAGAGAAAAUCUGAAGACGACUGGGCAAAAAGUUGGAAUAAGCAAAUUGACGCAAUACGAAGCAAUUUUACAGCACGUUGUAUUGUACCACUUACACCAACUGGGCGAUACCUUCGUAAUUACACCAAUGCUCUAGGACGUGCUGGGUUCAGUUUGCAAACUUUCUACCCAUGGAAGCAACCAAGUGUAAAUCUACCUUUCUGUAAACUGCGAUACAGAGAACAUAACUCACACGUUAGACUGGCGGCACCAAAAGGUCAGAUCAUCUACUUCAAACACAGCGAUGGAUGGGAACCUCUUUGUAAAUUCCUGGGUGUUCCCGUACCCUCUGCAUCUUACCCUCAUAGAAACAAAGGCGGUGAAAUUGUGGGCGAGAUCGUAGGAGAGUCGGUCAUCUUUAAUCAUAUACGAAAAGAACUGAUACGGUUGUUUACGUUUGCAAUGCUCUUCAUCGGAGUGACUUUGUUUUAUUUCCUGUAUUAGGGUAAUUCAACCACGUGUUAUGGUUACUUUCUUAAUUAUCAGGUAUUUUUAAUAUACAAGCACGCUUUUUAAAUGUAUUUUGAGAUAAAAAUAUGUAUAUAGU